CGCGUACGGGCGGGUGAGUUGUGCGUACCAAUCGCGGGUGCAGGGUACGUCCGCAGGCACGCAGGAGGAGGCACGAAAACCGGGCACAGCCCCAGGAGCGGAGGGUUCCGGCAAACGAGACAAAACCGCCCACGCUGCUUCCUGGGGACCGGCGCGCGUCUGCUCGCGCUGCGACGAGUGCAACGCAUUGAGUGCCGCGUGCGGAAAACGGGCUUCAACGCGGCUCGGUUGGGUGGUGGCCCGCUGCUGUUCACUCUUUGGAGAGAAAAGGGUUGCGCGAGGAGCGACAGGGACAGGGUGGGAAAAAGAGAGGGAUGCGUGAAGGAGGAAGGGUGAAGAACGAGGGAAGAGGAAGAGGAGGACAGAGGAGAAGGAGGAGGAGGAGGAGGAGGAGAGUGGCAGGGGUUGAGUAGCGGGGGAGGAGGGUCGGAGGGGACGGGUGGAAACUGGCGGAGGUUGGGCGACGGGGGUGGCGGCCGAUUCUCGGUUGGUGGUAGUAGUGGCGGAGGCUGAGGGGGGAAGGGGGUGGCGGGAGUGGUGGCGGCGGCGGCGGCGGCGGCGGCGAACAUAAAAUCCCUCGCACAUGCCUGGUGCAUUCAUUAGGGGGGAUGUGUCCGUGCAGCGUACACGUCGACCUGCAUCCACGCCACCCUCUCUCUCUCUCGGCGCCACCCCUGGCCUCAGUCGCGCUCCGCGGCCAACUUGGUACACACGCCACUUUGUUGUUUCUCCCUCUUCGAGUUUCGUCCGCAUUUGUACGUCAUCGACGCCGCGUCGUGAGAUAAUCGUGAUACGCGAGAUCGCAUCUCGUCUCGAUUCUCUAACGAUCGAAAGAGUUAUAUAUAUAUAUAUAUACAUUUUUAUAUAUACAUAUAUGUAUAUAUACAUACACAUAUAUAUAUAUAUACACAUAUACACGGAAAGUUAUUCCCGAAUCGACGUAACUGUGCUCGUUCUCGUCUCCCGUCUGAAAAAGAAAAGAAAGAGAAAUAAUAAAGAAAAAAGGGGGAAAAAAACUGAAAACUCUUCUCUCAACUCGCUCACUGUUUCAUCGCGCGCCUCGUCAUGACCGCCGAGACAAGUUUAAGAUACUGCAUACUCCGCUCGGUGCGAACGAUGUAAUCGUCAAGUGCCGUUUUAUUGCCUGUUGUACUGUAACUGUCAUGUGCGCGGAUAUACUGUCUACGACAGAGAUCGCAGUUACGUGAACGUGAAGAGGAUCUCUUGGUCUCUUGUCCAGGGGAGAAGAAUCGUCUUCGUAAGAUCGUCGCGGAAGAUUUUCCGUGAGGGGGAGAUCUGAUCCUCCUUCGUGCUGCGUGGUGCGGCUACGACAGCCCGACAGGAUUUCAUGUUCACGAAUUUCAGUAAACCAGGUAACGAUGCGCCAAACACGCCUGCACAGGCAUCGGCGCGUCGAUUUUCAGAUUUUCAUAACGCGCGACACCCUCGCGUCGUUACCACUGUCGCGAGGACAACACGUUCGAUUUGCGCGCUCGGCCUUCCUUGCGGCCUGGCUGCACGCGGCUGCUGUGUACGCUUAGAGGGGAGGCCACCACGGAUACGCGCCUAUUCUGCAGCUCGCAAAACGGCCUACCAGACCUGCCGGACCCAUCGAUCGCGAGAUCUAGAGGCAUGCGUCGCGUGUUCCUCCCUCCCCCCCUCUCUCUCUCUCUCUUUCUCCCUUCAAGGGACUAAGACGGGAACAGAAUAGGCCGAGAAACCACCACCGAACGUGAGACGGACGUAUUAUACUGGGACGAACAUUGAAAACGCGCUUCUUCGUUUCCCGAUCUUCGAUAAAACGAUGCGCGACUCGGUUUUCGUCGAUUUCGGUUCGUUUCCUUUUUUUUUUUUAUUCCGUUUUCACGCGAGAUAAUCGGAUAGGAAAAUAAGGGAAAAGCGGAUUGACAGUCGGAAAAUAUGUUGGCACGCAGGGAAUUUUAUACGGAUUUCAAUAAUAUACACUGUAAACUAGACUGGCGUUUAUUGGUUUGACCCAUCCGAUUGAAACGUAAACUAAUCCUGGCGCGAACAAAAAUAGGGUGGGGGAGGGUGGAGGGGUUGUCAAUUUUCGAGGACAUAUAUUCGUGGACGAAAUACGCGCGCAAUUUCUGACCGCUGCAAUCGUGCAGCGGUUCCAUUGUUUCAGACGAUAAAAUGAGAUAAAUCAUAUUCUUUCACAUCCUAAAUGGGGAAUCCGUGAAACGAGGUAGAUUUAUCAUAGGUGAAAUUUCAACGUUUCACACGCGCAAAGACUGACUCUUGCUCAAUUAAAUGAUAAAGGACCCGUGUAUAUAAAAAAAUCUAUAUAUUUUUUUAUAUAUUCGUAUCAUUAAGAUUUAGACCCUUUUUAAGAGAAAUUAACGAAAAGUUAUUCCUUCGUAAGUCAAAAUUGUAAUAUUAAUUACGCGUAUUUCGCGUCGAUGUUGUGUGUCGUGAAUUGAGAGAACUUUGUUUUUCCUUUCGAUUUAAUAUUUAUAAUUAAAUGAGAUGCACGACGGAUAAAUAGCUCAUUAUCUAAUAAUUCACAUCUAAAAAUUUCAAUUUUAGUUACGUAACGCAAUAAAUAUUAAACGUAGUAUUUUUUGUACGGAUACGGAUUGAAAUAAAAAAAAAAGAAGAAAAAAUAAAGCGAGGGGAAAAUAUAUUCGUUUCCUCGGAAUUCAGAGAUACGAAAUUUCUAGAAAUUCGUAUGUUUGAACUGCAUAAAACGUUUUUCGAUUCACGAACGAAAUAUUUCUUAAGAUGUAAUUUAAAAGCAACGUCCUAUGGGAUAGUCUUUUAUAAAACUUUGCAAUGUAAAUUUUUUAGGAAUAAACCAGUCAUGUUCUGCACUUGAAAAACGGAAUUAAAGAAAGGAAAAAGAGAGAGAGAGAGAGAGAAGAAAAAAGAAAAAAAAAGUAGAAGGAGGAAAAUUUAUAAGUAGAGAUGUUUGAAUAAAAGAGGCGAACCAAGUGCAACAUUAGAAUUUUCACGGUAUUAUUUAUGCAAUAUUUCUUCGGUAACAUUCUUUCCGUAUGCAAACACAAAACAUCGUAACUUCUUAGACGGUACACUCCGGUGGACAAAUAUUGCAACAACGAUAUAUCAAGAUUAAUUUUUAAUCUGCCGCGAUGAGCGGUGGGAAAAGGAUUCAUAAUUUAUCAUGCGCGUACAGCAGGCUGAUACAUCGAGUUACGCAUAGAUUAAGAUAAAAAGCAUAGAGAAAAAAAAAAAAAAAUUAGAAAAAUAUUAUUUUAGAAACGAAAAAAAAAAAAAAAAGAAAAACGUUACAAAACUAACGAACCGUUAUCGUUCAUUUCAUGUCGCUUUAAGCACCGUGCACGUUUAAAAACUAGCUUAAAAAGAGAUUCGAGCAUAAAUCGAUGCGUUUACACUCGAUCGUUUCUGUCUCGAACGACAAGGGAUAACGGAAAGCAAAUAAUACUCUUGUCUACUCUUUUUUCCCGUUUCUCGAAUGCCUAUUCUAUACUCGGUAGUCGGUAUGACGCAUCGAUCGACGUAUGAUCCAUCGAUCGCGCGAAAUAUCGCUCGAGAGGGAGGAAAAUUCGUUCGUAAUGCACGUAAGAGUAUAUAAGUCACGAUUUUCAUCUGUACAGACAAUAAUCGUGAAACGUAUAAUAGAACGUUCAACAUGGGUCUUGGGUAAAGUUUCCCCUCGUUUCAAGAUCACGGAUUUUAACCGUGCUCUUUCUCCUCUUCUAAGCUACAUCGCCGCAUUGUCGCCGAGGAAACAUAUGGCCGAGCGCAGCAGCGUGCGUCUUUUAUCGGGACGGCGUAUUUUAUGCGAACUUUCUUACCACUGCAUUAAACUUUAUUGCACCGUCGCGAAUCUCUGUUGCUUUUUUAUUCGAGCUUGAAUUGUGCACAUAUCUUUCACGAACUAUCGUAAAAUUCAAUCCGAACGAUGGGGCCAAACAUCUCAUUAAUAUUAAAAUUAGAAUCAGAAUCAUUAAUAUUGAAGUUUGAAUUAAUUCGAGUAUUAAAAAAAAAAAAAAUCGCUCGAAUAUAUUAUUCCAUCGAUUAUUCGUGAUGAGAGAAGAAAUAUGAUGAAUAUGGAUAAAAAAACGCGAUACGUUAUUACGAUCGCGUCGCGUAAUUUUUUGGUGCGCGCGCACUUAUCGCGCGCGCAUGCGCGGUGCGAAAAAAUCGCGCCAGCCGCGUGGCACCGCUGCACUUCCGGUUUAUAUCGCGCCAAGAUCGUCCCUGAAGAUUUGCCAGCUUCGCACAAGACAGAGAAAUGUUUUAUUUCGCGAUGCUACGUCAACUGUAGGGCAAGAAACAGGCGACGUAUCGAACCAUACAAUACGUCGCGAUGUAAUAUACUUCUGCUUCCACUUGUUUUCCUCGUGGAACAAUCAAGGCCAUCGCGAGAUAAUUAUGCAGAUAACAGUGAUGCUCGCCGGUAUUCCACCUGUAGGAGGAUCUACAGGGUCGGGAUUGGAGAUAGACAAGAUGGACCAACAGUAUUGCCUACGGUGGAACAACCAUCCAGCCAACCUCACAGACGUUCUCAGCUCCUUACUUGCCAGAGAGGCACUCUGCGACGUAACCCUGGCGUGUGUUGGAGAGACUUUCAAGGCACACCAGACGAUACUCUCUGCAUGCAGUCCAUAUUUUGAGAGCAUUUUCCUUCAGAAUACCCAUCCCCAUCCAAUUAUAUUCCUGAAGGAUGUCAAUGAAACGGAAAUGAAGGCAUUGCUGCACUUUAUGUAUAAGGGGGAAGUUAACGUUAGUCAGCAUCUGCUACCGAUGUUCCUUAAAACAGCUGAGGCAUUACAGAUUAGAGGCCUCACUGAUAAUAGUGUAAAUAACAAGACAGAAGAGAAAAGUCCAUCGCCAGAACCAGAAACGCAAACUGGUAUUAGGCAUACUGAAUCGCCUAACCUUCAGCCUCCUCCUGAAAAGAGGAAACGAAAGGCUUCGGGCAGCUAUGAUGUUUCCCUUAGUGGUCCACCCAGUGAACGGUUCAUGUCAGAUUCUCAGACAUCGUCACAAUGUAGUUACAAAUCAAGCCCUCCUGUGAUUCCAAAGUCAAAUAAUGCCAUGGGAGCUGAUUUGGAAGAUGGUAGUCGACCUAUGUCUCCUGCAUCACAGCCACAACCUUCGAUCAAGCAAGAGUUAGAUCAUCACUUACCAGACUUCCAUGACAACAUUUCCCUCCCAACUAGUGUGGAGUGGGAAGUUCAGAGAGAUGGGAAGAGUGACGAAACUAUGGAUGUACAGAACAUGACCCAAAAUCAACAAGAUUCUGCUGUGAUACAAGUUUCUUGUGAAAGCACUAUCAUGGCUGGAGGUUCUAUGUCUAUCAAUAUGUCAGGGACUACAUCCGAAUGUUAUGAUAAUUCUUACAAAUCUUCGCAAAAUCAGUCUACAUCUUUAAAGUGUAAUUCACAGAAAAAUAGUAAUGCAGAAUUCAGUUCCAUUCUUGAUUCAUUUCCAGAAAGUAAUGCAAAUGUUAAAAAAUUUCAUGAUAACAAUGAGAUACAUAGAUCAAUAAUUGUAAAUCCACAGCCAAGCAUGUCAGUAAUUCAAUCAACUUUAUGUAAUAUUUCACAACGUUCUAUUCCUCAAAGUAGAAAAACUGGUAAAUUUAAAGUUGGAUGGUUAGAUAUGUAUUCUUGGCUUCAAUAUGAUGAGAGAUCAAACCUUAUGUUUUGUAAAUAUUGUAGAAAAUGGAGCGAUUCAAUGCCUGAAAUACGUACUUCAUUUGCUGCUGGAAAUGGUAAUUUUAGACUUGAAAUUGUGAAUCAUCAUGAUAAGUGCAAGGCUCAUAAUUUGUGUGUUGCUAAAGAAAGUGAAGCAAGAGGAAAUUAUACUUACAUCAUGGAAACAUAUUGAUUUUUUAUUAUGAGUGCAUUUUAAUAAUAUUGAUUUGUGAUUUACUUUGCUCAAUUAAGAUUCAGAUUAAUUUUUACCAUAAAAAAAUGGCUUGUCAUGCAAGACAAAAUUACUUCAUAAACAUUCUUUUUUUCUUACUUUUUGUUAUUAUAAAAUCAUCUUAUAAAAUCUGCAUAUAUAUGCAUAAUUAUUUGAGAUUGUAUAAAUACUAUCAGUCAUGCUAUAUUAUGAUAAAAUAUGUAUGCAUGAUAUUUUAUUAAAAAUAUACAAUGUAUUUUUACAUUAUAUUUUAAAAUUUUUCAAAAGUAUAUAAAAGUAUAUAUAUUUUUCUAUAUUUAAUUUUAACAAAUUACAUAUUAAAGUAAAAUUCAUGCAUUUUAAAUACAAUAAACACAAAUUAAAAAUGUGCCUUGCAUUAAUUUAUUUUUAUGGUUGUUAUCACAAAUAUCUAGAACAUUUUUUUAUCAAAUCUUAAUUAAUUAAUUUUUUUCGAUAAAGCAAAUGAAAUUUAUAAAAAUUAUGAUAUGUAUAGUAUUCAAUGCUAUACUUAUUUUAUAUUUUUGAUUAUAUUAAGAAUUUCAAUUUUAAUUAUAACAUCAUUUUUAAAUAUUUUAUAUUAGCAUUAUACAAAUUAGGUCUGAUAUGUCUUGGUUAAUUAAUUAUAUAUAAUUAAAAUUAUAAAUUUCAUUUUUUAUUCCAAUUAUAAUAUACAAUAUAUGUUUGUGCAUGCUAUAAUUGGUUGAUUCAUGGAAAAUUUCUUGUUAAAAAUUUAGAUAUUUUAACGAAUAUUUCAUAAUACAAUGUAGAAAAUUUUAUGAAUUGUGUAUAUUGUUUAGAUUGUAGAUUAUUUUUAAUAAUAUGUUAGAAUAUAUUAGAGUUGUUCAUGUUUAUAAAUUAAGUCGAAGAAAGAUAUAAAUUUUUAUGGAUAAAAUACAUUUAUAUAUUUAAUUACUUAUGACGUGACAUAUACUUUUACAAAGUGAUCGAAUAUAUUAAAAUUCACAUUUAUAGAUUUUUGAAUCUAACAUUUUUAUGUAAUAAUGUUUAUAUAGAUAAUAACGUGAACUGUUCAAUCAUGUUAUUAACAUUGAAAUAUUGUUAGGAAGAAACGAAUUGCCAAAGCAUGUGCAUUUUUAUAAUGAUGCGCUUCUGUGAUGAAUAUUUCACGCGUGAAAUAUGAAUGAAAUUCCAAUAUUUUUAUUAUAGAGAAUGCUGAUUUUAUCGUAUCAAAUAUACGAAUAAGCAUGCAUUUAGGAUUUCAAUGGAUUGUAUUUCAUCGAAUGACAAAUCCUUCUCUCUUGUUAUUAUUAAUUAUGUAAAUAGUAAAUAAAAAAUGAUUGUUAUAA
Apis cerana (Asiatic honeybee) is the source of this 7187-nucleotide messenger RNA. RefSeq names its product zinc finger and BTB domain-containing protein 34. Gene Ontology annotation, cellular component: nucleus. The record is from RefSeq and is a predicted model, not a curated record. NCBI's taxonomy places the organism in Eukaryota, Metazoa, Arthropoda, Insecta, Hymenoptera, Apidae. Gene Ontology annotation, molecular function: protein binding. Gene Ontology annotation, biological process: regulation of transcription by RNA polymerase II.